AUGGCUAGCGAAUAUUCUAAUACCAACCCUUUUGUCACCGACGACGAUUCUGGGACUAGAGGUGUUCAACAAAAUCACCUUUAUAGUCCUUCUUCUCAGUCACCACCAAAUGUUAAUAUUUAUGGUGAAUAUCAACAUAUAACCUUUCCCACACCUCAUAUACCUGGUCCAUAUACUUCUCCAAAUGAACAAAAUAAUGUUCCACUUUAUCCUGUAGAUACUUUUAAAAAUAAUAAAUAUAAUAUAAAUAAUCCUCCUGCAGCAUAUAUUCCAGAAAAUAAUUUUGAUAGUUAUAGUUCAAAUGCAUAUGCUGGAGGAGGUUUAAAUGUUCCAAAUUCAUCAGAUUCAUCAAGUGAUGAAGAUGAUAAUACAGAGAAUAUUACAAAUUCUGUGGCAGCUAAUCCUGGUAUUGAAGCUUCUGAUCCUAAAAAAUUAAAUCCACUUACUCCUGAAAUGAUUUCAAAAAAAUCAACACCAGAUGGUGCCAAUAAAAUUGCAAUUAUAUUUACAUAUAUUGUAUCUUGUGUAUCAAUACUUGUAUCAUUAUUUUUUUUAAUUCUUUAUUGUUCUCGUCGUUGGUUUAAAAAGAACAAAAUACAAAGAUGGUUAUUACUUAUAAUUGAUUUGACAUUAGGUAUAAGUUUUGGUUGUUUGAUGGUAUUUUUAAUCAAAGGUUUCUCUUGUAAACCUGGAAGUGAAAAUGGAUGGUGUGAUUUUUAUAACACUAGCAUAUUUUUUAAUGUUCUAUGUUUUGUGUUAUAUGCAAUUUCAUUCAUUUGGGAUAUUCUUGGUUCAUUUGAUAUGUUUAUUAAAGCUAAAAAGUAA
Messenger RNA from Diversispora eburnea, 825 nucleotides. The record is from the annotation of a GenBank genome assembly. Lineage: Eukaryota; Fungi; Glomeromycota; Glomeromycetes; Diversisporales; Diversisporaceae.